Messenger RNA from Didymodactylos carnosus, 832 nucleotides. Lineage: Eukaryota; Metazoa; Rotifera; Eurotatoria; Philodinida; Philodinidae. The record is from the annotation of a GenBank genome assembly.
AAUACGAGCUCUUAAUCAACUUCCUAGACCAAGAUAUAAACAUCAGAAAUUUGACUUUUAUUCAAGUAUCGUUUUAGGCUAUUUUUAGGGCUUUUACCAAAAACUCUAUAACUUUUUAACGAAGUAAAUCUGAACGAAAAUAUUUUGAGAAUCUUUCUAUACAUGUUGCCUCUACCUACGGUGAAAUUCUGAGCCCAAAACUCUAACAUCGAUUGAGCAACUAUCGCUGUCUCACUGGUGCAGUGACUCUUAAAUAUAUCGUCUGUUUCAAUUAGAAAACUGAGAGAGGAGUUCAGACAGAGGGCUCUAUGCACUGCUUUAUGAUCACAACGAAAUUUUCUUAAAGCUGAAAUUACAGUGAUAGUAGCUUGCAGACAAAACAGUUCGGCAAGCUUGCAGAAGAUUUCAUGAACAUGGUGCACCGAAACAGCAACCAUCACAAUCUUCGCAACAACCUACCACAGCAUCCGGUCAACCACACCUUUGUCGAUCGGAUCGUAACAAAAAUACAGAUAAAGUUGAUUACUUCCCAAAGGACACUAUCGCGGAAGAAGAAGAAGAUGAAAACAACACAAUUCCAAUUGAAAAUAAAAAAAUAAAAUCAGCGCUCCAAAAACAUGAAUUCGAAACAAAACACAGAAUUGAUUGGGAAUGUUGGAAAAUCGUCUCAAAAGAUUCACACAAAUAUCGUCUUCUCGUUCGUGAAUCAUUACAAAUUCAAAAAUUAAACCCAAGCCUUAAUCGAACAAUCGCCUCCGUUCCUCUCAUCGUUUAUCCUGAAGGGCUCCAAGCAACAAAACCAACAAUGAAAAUGAAACCGGUCACUCUUUAA